AUGAGGAGCAAUGGAGAAGAUAUGCUUGACAGGAAAAUUGUUGAAAAGGCUCUUCGAACUCUAACUGACAAGUUCACAUAUGUUGUAGUAUCCAUCGAAGAAUCAAAAGAUACUGAUAACAUGUCUAUCGAUGAACUACAAAGUUCAUUAGUGGUGCAUGAACAAAAAUUCCACCGACCAAGAAAUGAUGAUGAGGAACAAGCUCUGAAAGUAGAAGGUCACUCAGGAACAAACAAUAUAGAGAGAGCACCUUAUAGAAGAAGGGGACGAGGAAGAGAAAGAGGAAGAACAACUUUCAACAAAGUAACUGUUGAAUGUCAUAAAUUCCAUGACUUAGGACAUUUUCAGUAUGAAUGUCCAAAGUUGUACAAGGAAGUAAAUUAUGCAGAAGAAGAAGAAGAAGAAGAGUUGUUGUUAAUGGCCUAUAUAGAACAACAUGAAGCAAAGAGAAGCGAUUCAUGGUUCUUAAAUUUUGGAUGCUCAAAUCAUAUAUGUGGAAAUCAAGGACUGUUUUUAAGCUUGGACACAACUUUCUCUCACACUGUCAAGCUUGGAAAUAAUACAAGAAUAAAGGUUAUUGCAAAAGAAAUUGUGAAAUUAUUCUUGCAGAGAAUUUGUUAUUCUGUUGGUGAUGUAUAUCGGGUUCCUGAACUCACAAAUAAUCUCUUGAGCAAUGGGCAACUUCAAGAAAAAGGAUUAGCUGUGUUAUUUAAAGAUGGUGUUUUCAGUGUUUAUCAUCCACAGAGAGGAAAUAUGGCAAAAUCCAUUAUGAGUUCAAAUCGAAUGUUUAUUUGCUUGCUGAGCACUUAUCCACAAAUAUUGCAUCAAGAUGUCUCCAAAUUAAUAAUAUGGAUAAUUCAACUUUAUGGCACUACCGUUAUGGCCAUCUUAGUUACAAAGGCAUGCGCACCUUGA
This is a messenger RNA of Capsicum annuum, 915 nucleotides long. RefSeq lists its product as uncharacterized. Bases 1 to 915 code for a protein of 304 amino acids. The record is from RefSeq and is a predicted model, not a curated record. The transcript has a single exon. Lineage: Eukaryota; Viridiplantae; Streptophyta; Magnoliopsida; Solanales; Solanaceae.